GAAUUCCUGUCGGCCGAGAAGGAGGGGAGACUGCAGGAAGCGGUGGCGAGGGCCCUGCAGCGGAAGGUCAGCUCGUUUGAGACUGCUGCGUGGCUGCGGCAGUUCAAGCAUUCAGGGCGCUGGGACCUGGCUUUGGCCGUCCUUGCGGCUUUGCGCCGCUGCAGGUGUGUCUGUGGCCGCUUUCAGUAUGCGGCUGCCCUGUCAGUGUGCUCGAAGGCAGCUGCUUGGGAGGCUGCCCUUCAUCUCCUCAAGGAACUCAAAGAGACCAAGGCGGAGAUGGAGGUCUCGGAGUUCACAGCCGUGGUCUUGGCAUGUCAGCGAAACUCGCGCUGGACACAGGGCUUGGAGCAGUUCGACGAGAUGGCCGCGCAGCUGCGCCCCGACAUCCGUGCCCAUACCGCUGCAUUGCAAUGUGGUGCGAGCUGGCCGAGCGUGCUGGCUGCCCUGGAAGCGCUGGCGGCGCGGCAGAUGGAGCCCGACGGCCACUGCAACGUGGUGCUGCUUGGCACCCUGGAGGAAAGCGAUUGGGAAUUGGCCUUUGCUGCGCUGGAGGUCUUGCCGGGUGGUGACACUCGGCAGAUUGCCUCGGUUGCACGCGUUGGCGCUGCCCGCUGGAUGAGGUCACAAGAGCUGAUGCGCAAGAACUCGGAUGCCUCUAACAUCUACGUGUACAACGCCCUGGCGGCUUCUGCAGCUCCUUGGCAGCGGUCCUCGGCACUGCUUGGCGCAGCGACGGCGAGCGGGCUGCGACUGGAUGCCGUCGGGUACUGCUCUGCUCUCUCUGCUAGUGCUGAUGCCACAGUCUGGGCCCACUCUCUGAAGCUGUUUUGGGAUAGCUGGACGAGGACAAUUGCACCGGACGAUGCGCUGAUCGGCGCUGCCUUGCUGGCAUGCCCUAUACCGCUCUUGGGCGCUCUCCGCGCUUCUUUGCGCCGCUUUGGUCUCGUCGCCACGUCGGCCUCGGCAUCGGUGGCUGCCGUCGUGGCGAGGACAGACUGUGAGGCUGCGAUGGAGCUGGCGGCACACGGCUCCGAAGGCCCGCUGGACGAGGAGCUACUUGGAAGCCUCCUCACCACGGCCACCAAGGCCACGAGGUGGGCCUCCGCCCUGGCGGCGCUCCGCCUGCCGCAGUCGGCCGGACUUUUGGGGAGGCCGGGACCGGUGGCCACAGCUGCGUCCAAGGUCUUUGCCGACGCGGCCUGCUGGGCCGAAGCUAUGCGCCUUGCACGGCAGCUGGCAGCUGCAGGUUCUGGCGACAUGUCCGAGGUUUGUGCCAAUGCCCUGAAAGCGUUGGACCAGGUAAGUGGCUGGGAGUACGGGCACCGCCUCUUUGAGGACUUGCUGCUGUGGCGCAGCGAGCUGGAUGCCGUGUGCUACAACUGCGCUGUGACAGCAUGCAGACAAGGCCAGCAGUGGGAGCAGGCUGUGGCACGCAGCGAGUCAAGCCGUGCAGCGCACACCACGGCCAGCCAGGAUCCGGUCCUCUUCGGUGGUGUGGUUUCCGUUUGCGGCCAAGGUAGCGCUUGGCGUGCGGCCGCUGAGCUCCUCCGCUCUGCCCUUCGCGCUCGCGCGGAGUCCGACCUGGUGCUCCUGUCGAGCGGAUGCAUGGCAGCGGAGAAAGGUGGCCAUUGGCAGGCUGCUCUGUGGACCCCGGAAAGAACGGCGGCUGCAGGGCUGCCGCAGGAUGUGGUCCUCCGGAACAGCGUUCUGGCUGCUUCCGGGCACUGGCCGAGAUCCCUGGGUCUGCUCCAGGAGGCAGAAAACACCACGAUCGUCAGCUUCAGCGCUGUCCUCGCAGCUUGCGAGCAAGGUUCCGCUUGGUCUCCGGCACUGUUGCUGCUGCGUGGGCUUUCGCAAGACGGCUUGGAGGUGAAUUCCAUCGCAAUGGCGACAGCGGUGGAUGCAGCCGUUUCAGGCGAUCAGUGGCAGCACGCGCUGGUGAUGUUUGCCGCUUUUUGUCAACGAGGUGGUGAAUGUGACCUGGCAGCUUGUGGGGCGCUUCUGGCAGAGUGUGAGCAGUCCGGGACGCAAAGUGUGGAGGUCGACUUGCUCGGCUUGCUUGGUUUCACCCUUGGUCCAGCUGGUCCAAGCAUAGCCGGCGAGCUCUGGAGGAUGACGCAGAGCAACAUGAGGUCGCUCGCCAGGGCUGUUGGACUAGUGGCUUGCAUUUGCGCUCCCCUCACAUCCGGUACCGAAGUAUUUCAUUCGAUUGGCACGCAGGCCUGCAAGACAGGUGAGGAAGAUCUGACCAACCUCCUGCAGAUCAUCCCCGACUGGCAGCAGCUGUCCCAUGAGUCCCACGAGGGCCAGCACGUCCACGCGGGCCAGCACAGUCACGAGGGCCAGGGCCACGCGCACGGCCAUGCCAAGAACGCGGGCAAGGCCGGCGUGGCCGGCGUCACCUCGAGGCGGAUCUCACAGACACAGCAGAGCGCCCAGCUCCACGAGCACGGCACGGCGCAGACAAACAACUCGGGCAAUGCUACUAGCAGCAGCGCCACAGCGAGCUGCGUGGAUCUCAUUCACCAGUGCCGCAACGACUUCGAUUGGAACUCGUGCGUGGGUUUCGAGUCGCGCUGCUACAACGACGCAGCGAAGGCAGUCCAGCUGAUCCAAAUUGAGACUCAACAGAGCCAAGCUUCAGCUCCGGUUGUCAGAACGAACUUGGAUUGCGACACAUGGAGCUUGCGAUGCCAGAGCCAAGACUGGACAGCAUGCCUUCACUUUGAGGACCACUGCCAGCAGGCUUCCCGGCGUCCGACACAGCUUUCGCUAGCCUUUGCCAGCAGCAGCCUAUCGCAGCCGACGUUUCAAAGUGCCCGACGAGUGGAGGAGGGACAGGACUGU
Messenger RNA from Symbiodinium sp. CCMP2456, 2847 nucleotides. The record is from the annotation of a GenBank genome assembly. Lineage: Eukaryota; Dinophyceae; Suessiales; Symbiodiniaceae.